UUUCCAACACUCAAAAGCAGCAGCAAACGUGGAGAGGCAAAAGGGAAGAAAAGCAAGAUCACGAAGGCUACCGGAAAUCUCACUCCGGCUACGAUUCCGGUGAACGGUGAAUUCAGCUACCUAAUUUGUAAGUUCUAAUACAAUCUGGGGUUUGCUUCAGUCAAUUUUUGGCGAGAGAGAGAGAGAGAGAGAUAGAGAGUAAUUACAAUGGGGGACGGUGAUGUCGUGCUUAGGCGAGUUCAUGCCGACUUCGGCGACUACGAGGAAGAUGUGAUUGCGGAGAUCCUAGCUAGACUACCCGUCAAAUCCUUGAUGCGAUUCCGAUGCGUCUGCAAGUCAUGGCGUGCUUUGAUCUCCGAAUCCUAUUUUGUAAAGAAGCACCUCAGCUACGAAGAGAGAGGCAUCACCGAGAGCGCUCACAGGCUGAUUUUCAUGCUGGAUCCUCCCUUGGUCUUGGACUAUGAAGCCUUGAAAAGUAUGAAGGAUGAUGAUUAUGGUGAUGGUGAUGGUGCUGGUGCUCAGUUUGCAGUCACUCAGCUGGAUUUUCCGGUAACGAAAUCUAUCCCUGACUCCGGUAAUAGAGUUGCUGUGGGCUCUUGCAAUGGCUUGGUAUGUGUACAAGUUGACUGCGAGGCCAUUAUGUUAUGGAACCCUUGUACUAGAGACUCCAAGAUUUUACCAGAACCUCCUCGAGUUAUAAACUCCGAGUAUUGGUACUAUUUUUAUGGAUUCGGGUAUGAUUCUGCUAGUGACGACUACAAGGUGAUACGGGGGUUCACUGAUUAUCUUGCUAAGAAAAUCAUGAUUCACAUCUUUUCACUGAAAACAGGUUCAUGGAGGUCUGUCGAAGACAUUGAUUAUGUUACAUUAAUAAUGCAGCAGGGGUUGUUCUUAAAUGGAGCUCUGCAUUGGUUAUAUAAUCUACCUGAAGGGUGCUCGAGAAUCUUGUCUUUUGAUUUAGAGACGGAGAGAUUUCAGAAGACGAUUCCAUUUCCCUAUGAUGCUUGGUUUUAUGAUCUCUUGAUUUAUAAAAAUUGCCUUUGUGUACUUGCUUGCCCGACUGGAACCAACACUUUCAACAUAUGGAUGAUGAAAGAAUAUGGGGUCAAGGAAUCCUGGACUGAAGUUGUACAAUUUUCUUUUGAGAGGUAUGCAGCGCAUUAUCAUGAUUUUAGGAGUUAUUUCACGCCUGUGUGCAUUUUUGAGAAUGGUGUAGUUUUGAUUGACGAGAUGGGUGAGUGUGAACGCCUCAUGGUAUUAUCUAAUCUAAAGGAGAAGGAAUACAAGCAUGUUGUUGAGGUUGCGGAGAACUUGGAGUUUAGAAGUGUCAUUUACCGAGAGACAUUAGUUUCACCAGACGUCCACACGUACAAAACCAACAAUAUUUGUAGGUGAGCUAGUAGCGUUGCUGUAGUUCUCAAGGAAAUAGGGAGGCAAGAGUGAUUUUGUAGAAGCAACCUGGAUGUAAUUCAAGGUGGGCGUCAUUUUGAUGGAGGAGAGGUAUGUGUAAUGUUUCUUCUCCACUUGGAAACAAAUUGGGAGUCCAGAAAGUCAUUUGCUUAUGUAGAAAGUGGAUGCAGUGUUGUUUGGAUAUUGUACUAAGAAUUAAAUAUCUUGUCUUUGUAAACCUAACAAAGUUAUUUCUUAUAUUUAUCAAAUAUAAAAAUGUUAGCUCUUGUCAUCCAAUCAAAAA
Molecule: messenger RNA, 1693 nt
Organism: Rosa chinensis
Lineage: Eukaryota; Viridiplantae; Streptophyta; Magnoliopsida; Rosales; Rosaceae
Product: F-box/kelch-repeat protein At3g23880
Exons: 2
Coding region: 208-1395 (395 amino acids)
Molecular function (GO): protein binding
Source: RefSeq, a predicted model, not a curated record